AUGCUCGGUGGAGUCCCGACGGUGAGCCAACCUGUCUCUCGCAUGUUAGCGCAGCUGUGGGUGCAGCUGCGCGUCGCUGGCUGUCCGGGCUGUGUAACGGGCGGGCAGGUACGGAGGACAGCCGAUGACCUAUGGAUCCAGCUGCACGCAGGCCUGGCAGGAACCCAUCCAGUGCCAUCCAAGCCGUGCCGGCGAAAGUCUGGACGAGUCGUUGAGCAGCAUCCGCAUCGACGGGACGAUCAAUACCACCUAGUAGGGAUGUACACGCUGGACAGGCCCUGGGCGGCGGCGAGGCAUUGGCUGGCAUCGCUUCCCCUGGCCAGGGGUCAGGGGUCCGAGGUUACCUUGCAGCAAAAAAAGGGGGCCGCCCGGGAAACCUCAAACAUUUAUCACCGCGGCGCCAUCACCAGAGCUGCCCUGGCUGGCUGGCUGGCUGGCUGGCUGGCCGCACUAGAACAGAACAGAGCCAGCUGACAGAAACAACCGCUCGAAACACAUGAUCUUGAAUUGUUUACUGCCGCCGAUCUGCAAACAUCGGAUGGAAACAACACCACGUUGUGUCAUCUCCCCGCACCCGCACCCGCCUCAUCCUCAGCCUGACCGGAUCCUUGGGUCUCGGCGGAGAGCCCCUUGAUAUCCCCAGGACCGGGACCACAACGGGACUGGGCACCACGAUACGCCGUCGGUCAUCUUUGACCAGCCGUCAGCAUCGCUGCAGGUGGUCAUCAUCAGGCGACGGUGUUGUGACCCGGCCUGCCCAAGCUGCGCAAGAUCCGUCCUGAUGGCACACGGGGCUUGAUGAAGGACAGUUGCGCCCCGUCUGUAUUUCUCCGUUUGGCCCAGAACAUGAAUUAUUCCGGCCGACCUCACCUUGUCUCUGGCACCCCUCUGGCAUCCCUCUGCCAUGCUCUGCCAUGCUCUGCCCUGCUUGCGUGCCAUCCUUCGCAGCCCGCCCGCCCCUUGUGCAGAACCUCAGACCCAAGCGAGAUGGCCCUGGAUGGCCCAAGGCGCUUGGUGGUCCUUCGUCGUGGUCCUUUCUCGGAAGGAACCCGCCCUGCCAGCAGCCCAGUCCUCUCGGCAAACUCGGAAUACGAAGCCAGAAGAAGCAAUCCAAGACCCAGCACCGCUGGGCCGGAAUCCUCCCAACAUAUGAGGUCUUGACAGGCGCCUUGGCCCUUUUUGGCACCGUCCAGCCGCUUUGGGGGCCUGGCCGUUGCUCAAUCUUGCCAUUGCCACGUUCUUGUUGUGCGGUGUGGAGGCUCCGCAUGGCAGGGCAUGAGGCUAUGAUGAGCAGUCUGUCAAACAACGGUCGAGUCUGAAGAACCCCACUUCGUAUCUUCAGUUUGAGUGCUUCUCAUAAUCUAGGACUGCCUCAAUGUAAUCUCGCUGGGAGGCUCCCGCCCCGUUCACCCCUGUCCACUGGUCCGAACCCUGCACAAAACAACCCCUUGGCAGGGCCGGCCAGGCGGCCCAGGCCACAAGCCUGCGUGGCUGCCAGGCUGCUUGCGAUAAGGCCCUGCCAUGCAGCCAUGCAAGAGCAAAUCUUGAAGGACUAAAAACCAACAAGAAAGGGUGCGGGCCCGGAUUACUUGCCAAACAGGGAACAUUGACGCGUUCUCGGCCAAUAACCGUCAGCGCUGGCAGGGCUCCCUGCUGGACCCGAGGUGCUGGCGACAGAGCCUCGCUUUGACAGAGAUCUUAUGAUUAAGCGACUAGAUCUCACGUUUCGUCGCUUGGCUCCCACGUUGUUGUGAUUUGGUAGUGGCACACUUUGACUUUCCCCAACUCCCUGUCGAUGAUCAUUUUACCGCUCCAGUCAACUAAUCCGAGUAUAAACGCUCGGAUGCUACCAAGGUUGGCGGGAGAGCAUAUAGCCGCCUCCCACGCAACUUACCAGCGCUUCGGGCUGGCAGCAGCAGCACAGCUGGGCCGAGGCACCGCAAGUCUGAUACUGGCGUUGAUCUCGGAGAAAUUGCUUAGCCACUGACUCAUUAAAGCUAGGGAAUCUUUCGAAAAGAUUUCCAGAAGCCGCUCUACCUGAAGCCAAGAAGAUGCUAUCCCCAUAUCCCUCGGCCCCGGACAAGGAAAUUAAGGCAUGCCCAGUGAAGUCACGUAGACAACCUUUCGGUUCAUGCGAGCCAUCGUGAUGGAG
This is a messenger RNA of Diaporthe batatas, 2152 nucleotides long. RefSeq lists its product as uncharacterized. Bases 1 to 474 code for a protein of 157 amino acids. NCBI's taxonomy places the organism in Eukaryota, Fungi, Ascomycota, Sordariomycetes, Diaporthales, Diaporthaceae. The record is from RefSeq and is a predicted model, not a curated record. The transcript has 3 exons.